Symbiodinium sp. CCMP2456 is the source of this 328-nucleotide messenger RNA. NCBI's taxonomy places the organism in Eukaryota, Dinophyceae, Suessiales, Symbiodiniaceae. The record is from the annotation of a GenBank genome assembly.
AUGAUGGUCAAGUGUGAUCCACGCCACGGCAAAUACAUGGCCUGCUGUAUGAUGUACCGCGGAGAUGUGGUGCCGAAGGAUGUGAACGCCGCCGUGGCGACCAUCAAGACCAAGCGUACCAUUCAGUUUGUCGACUGGUGCCCGACCGGCUUCAAAUGCGGCAUCAACUACCAGCCGCCAACCGUGGUGCCCGGUGGUGAUCUGGCGAAGGUGAUGCGUGCCUGCUGCAUGAUCUCCAACAGCACCGCCAUUGCCGAAGUCUUCUCCCGCAUCGACCACAAGUUCGACUUGAUGUACUCCAAGCGCGCCUUCGUCCACCACUACGUCG